AACGUGUCAUGGAUAUAUCAUAUCAAAACUUGAACUUAAUACAAAUAUAUUCUACAAAUCAUACUUGUAACAGCUAUUAGUUUUAACAAUCCAAAAAAAAAGUUGGCAAGAAUCAUGACAUGGAUAUCAAUAUUUACUGGGAAAUCGGGAUAUGCGGCAUCUUCAACAGCAGAAGAUGUUACUCAAGGAAUUGAUGGAACUGGUCUCACUGCUAUUGUUACUGGAGCUACAAAUGGUAUUGGCUUAGAAACCGCACGCGUGUUUGCCUUACGUGGGGUACAUGUAGUUAUGCCAGUCAGGAAUCUCGAAGCGGGUAAAAAGGUCCAACAAGGCAUUGUUGAGAAAAUCCCCAAUGCCAAAGUUGAGGUGAUGGAGUUAGAUGUCAGCUCAAUGGAAUCCACAAGACAAUUUGUGUCACAAUAUUGUUCCAAGGGACUUCCAUUGAACAUCUUAGUUCUCAAUGCAGGGAUAAAGACUCCUACAUUUGAUCUUAGCAAAGACGGCAUAGAACUGCAUUUUGCAACCAACCAUCUUGGUAACUUCCUUUUGACAAACUUAUUGUUGGAUACCAUGAAAAAGACCGCAACUGAAAGUGGUAUAGAAGGAAGGAUAGUCAUUGUUUCUUCAGAGGUUCAUAAGUUUUCCUACAAAGAAGGAAUUAAGUUCGAUAAACUCAACGAUGAGAAGACCUAUAACUCACUGUAUGCUUAUGGGCAAUCAAAGCUUGCUAAUGUCUUGCACGCAAAUGAGCUCUCAAGACUAUUACAGGAAGAGGGAGCGAAUAUCACUGCCAAUUCGUUGCACCCUGGACUCAUUAGAACCAACCUUGUACGUCAUGGCAUCUUGUCUAUCUUCUUAGACACAUUCCAGAGUUUCUUGAAGAACAUUCAGCAGGGAGCAGCAACAACAUGCUAUGUAGCAUUGAACCCACAACUUAAGGGUGUUAGUGGCCAGUAUUUUGUGGAUAGCAACUUGUCUAAACCAACAGCGUAUGCCCGUGACCCAGAAUUUGCAAAGAAACUCUGGGAUUUCAGUUUGAAGUUGACCGAGUCGAUCUAAUUAAUUAUUAGUAAUCUUGGAAUAAGCUUCAUCUAUCAUAUAUACCCAUUUUCUUUGUAACUUCCACUCAACAAAUCGAUUAUGUAUGUAACUAUAUUUUGUUCAA
Molecule: messenger RNA, 1165 nt
Organism: Erigeron canadensis
Lineage: Eukaryota; Viridiplantae; Streptophyta; Magnoliopsida; Asterales; Asteraceae
Product: short-chain dehydrogenase TIC 32, chloroplastic-like
Exons: 8
Coding region: 115-1059 (314 amino acids)
Source: RefSeq, a predicted model, not a curated record